Messenger RNA from Beta vulgaris subsp. vulgaris (sugar beet), 764 nucleotides. Its product is annotated as kirola. The transcript has 2 exons. The coding region runs from base 83 to 547 and encodes 154 amino acids. Lineage: Eukaryota; Viridiplantae; Streptophyta; Magnoliopsida; Caryophyllales; Amaranthaceae. Gene Ontology annotation, biological process: defense response. The record is from RefSeq and is a predicted model, not a curated record.
UUUUACUUACCUAAACUUCCUGUGUUUGCACCACUCUCAUCUAAAAAAUCUGUGAAAGUGAGCGAUUCAAAAUUUUAAAAAGAUGCACAUAACAGGUAAAUUAGAAGUUGAAGUUGAUAUCAAUUGUCAUGGUGAUAUUUUCCAUGAAAUUUUUAGCACCAGGCCACAUGAUGUCUCCACCAUGUCACCUGAGAAUAUCCAUGGUUGUGAUGUGCAUGAUGGUGAAUGUGGCAAGCCUGGGGCUAUCAUCUUCUGGAAUUAUACCCUAGAUGGGAAAAAAUGUGUGGCAAAGGAGCUUGUGGAAGCAGUAGAUGAAGAGAAGAAGAUGGUGAGAUUCAAAAUCAUAGAAGGUGAUCUUCUGAAAGAGUUCAAAAGCUUCACUCUGGUUGUCCAAGUGAUACCUAAAGAUAACAUAACAGGGGUGAGAUGGACUGCUGAAUUUGAGAAGGUCCAUGAUGAAGGGCACUACCCUACCAAAUUGAUUGAUUUUUGCAUUGCAGUCACCAAAGAUAUCGAGGCCCAUCACCUUAAAGAUGAUAAAAAGUGAUGGGGUCAUCUACUUUAUUUAUGAGCAAUAUAAUGCAUGGGUGUAAUGUUUUGUAUGCAAUAAAUAUGUGACCUUUAGAAUAUGCAUGUUAUGCUAAAUAAUGGGUGGUUGCUGCUUUUAUGUCUGUAUGAUUGUGUGUAACAACUAUGUAAUAUGAAGUCAGUUGUGUUAUUUGUGUAACAAUUAUGUACUAUACAAUUAUGAUUUUUGCAUUGCA